Molecule: messenger RNA, 3656 nt
Organism: Anarrhichthys ocellatus (wolf-eel)
Lineage: Eukaryota; Metazoa; Chordata; Actinopteri; Perciformes; Anarhichadidae
Product: cell surface glycoprotein 1-like
Exons: 3
Coding region: 48-3656 (1202 amino acids)
Biological process (GO): lipid metabolic process
Molecular function (GO): phosphoric diester hydrolase activity
Source: RefSeq, a predicted model, not a curated record
ACUUUUUUCUGCUGUUGAAUUAUUUAAAUUAGCGAAUAUCAUGUUUCAUGUGUCUUCUUCCCACCAGAACAACCUCCUGUUCAAGCUCAUGGACCGGUUUCAAUGAUAACCCAACCCUAGAUCGCAAAUUUUAUAACCUGAACUGGAUGAAGGAUAUACCUGAGAAUACUUCAGUGUCUGCUAUCUCCAUUCCAGGAACACACGAAAGCUUAUCAUUAUAUGGAGGACCACUUGUUAAAUCUCAAAUUUGGACCUUAAAAGACCAACUUAAUGUAGGAAUACGGUAUUUUGAUGUGCAUGCUGGGAUUUGGCUGCCCAACCAAAAACAUGUUUAUAUCCAGGAUAGACACUGGAUGUUCUGGCAACACAUUCGAUUGGAUGAAGUCCUCAAGAUCAUUUUAGAUUUCUUAAAAGAUAGUACUGACACUGUGCUGUUGAAAGUGACACUACAUAGGUUAUACAAAAGCAAAGUUGAAGUACUAAUGAAGCAAUUGAUUGAAAAGAACAAAGAUAAAAUAUGGACUAUGUUGUCGGUACCAAACAUGCAACAGGCAAGGGGAAAGAUUGUUUUUCUGCAAAGUAACACUGGCAUUGCUGGAACAGAAAACCAUGAAUCUUUUUUCUUUGAACAUGAAAAGCUAAAUAAUGUUGAAGGGAACAUAAAGCGAAUCAAGUCACACCUAUGUGACCAUCACAUUGUACUGACUGAUAGUAUAGCAUCAAGGCUUGAAAGUCCUAAAACAUUGGCCAAAAAAGUUAACAAGCAGCUUUAUGACUUUGUGGUGCAGCAUGAGAAAAGCUCCUUAAACCAAGGUUGCUUAGGUGUCUUGAGCAUGAACUUCCCCAGUGCUGAUCUUAUUGAAAACAUCAGUCAACUCAAAACAUGCAGUUGUAGUAAAGCGGCAGAAACGGGACAUAGACAUGAAGGAGAGAUUCCUCAAACAACAAUCAAGCCACAAACUGUAGAGGACAUAGUGACAACACCUGAAGCUGGCAAUAGACCUGAAGCAUUAACACAAUAUGGGCAGGUUUCAGAACUAUCUUCUAAACCUAAACCUGCAACAGAAUCACCAACAUCUGGGCAGCAUUCUGAACCAAAACCUGAACCACCAUCUGUUACAGAAUCAACCACAUCUGGGCAGGUUUCUGAACCAUCAUCUGAACCAGAGCCAGCACUAGAAUUGCCAACAUCUGGAAACGAUCCUCAACCAUCCUCUGAACUAGCACCUGUUACAGAAUUAAUCACAUCUGGGCAGGUUUCUGAACCAACACUUGAACCGGAUCCUGCAACAGAAUUACCAACAUCUGAACUGGAUCCUGAACCAUCCUCUGAACCAGCACCUCCACCAGCAUCCACAACAUCAGGGCAAGAUUCAGAACCAUCAUCUGAACCAGAGCCAGCACCAGAAUGGCCAACAUCUGGACAUGAUCCUGAACCAUCCUCUGAACCAGCACCUGUUACGGAAUCACCAACAUCUGAGCAGGAUUCUGAAUCAACACCCGAACCAGCACCUGCAACAGAAUUAUCAACAUCAGGGCAAGAUUCAGAACCAUCAUCUGAACCAGAGCCAGCACCAGAAUUGCCAACAUCUGGGCAGGAUUCUGAGCCAACACCUGAACGAGAGCCUGCAACAGAAUUACCAACAUCUGGAGAGGAUCCUAUACCAUCCUCUGACCCAACAAAUUCACCAACAUCUGGGCAGGAUUCAGUACCAACACCCAAACCAGAAACUGCAACAGAAUUGCUAACAUCUGGGCAGGAUUUAGGACCAACACCUGAACCAGAUUUGCCAACAUCUGGACAUGAUCCUGAACCAGCAUCUGUUGAAGAAUCACCAGCAUCUGUUAAAGAAUCACCAACAUCUGGUGAAAGUUCUGAUCCAACAGCUGCACCAGAAUCGCCAACAUCUGAACAUGAUACUGAACCAUCAAUUGACCCAGCACCUGCAACAGAAUCACCAACAUCUGGGCAGGAUUAUGAACCAACACCGGAACCACCAUCUGUUACAGAAUUAACCACAUCUGGGCAGGUUUCUGAACAAACACUUGAACCGGAUCCUACAACAGAAUUACCAACAUCUGAACUGGAUCCGGAACCAUCCUCUGAACCAGCACCUCCACCAGCAUCCACAACAUCAGGGCAAGAUUCAGAACCAUCAUCUGAACCAGAGCCAGCACCAGAAUGGCCAACAUCUGGACAUGAUCCUGAACCAUCCUCUGAACCAGCACCUGUUACAGAAUCACCAACAUCUGAGCAGGAUUCUGAAUCAACACCCGAACCAGCACCUGCAACAGAAUUAUCAACAUCUGGGCAGGAUUCUGAGCCAACACCCGAACCAGAGCCUGCAACAGAAUUACCAACAUCUGGACAGGAUCCUAUACCAUCCUCUGACCCAACAAAUUCACCAACAUCUGCGCAGGAUUCAGUACCAACACCCAAACCAGAACCUGCAACAGAAUUGCCAACAUCUGGGAAGGAUUUAGAACCAACACCUGAACCAGAUUUGCCAACAUCUGGACAUGAUCCUGAACCAGCAUCUGUUAAAGAAUCACCAACAUCUGGUGAAAAUUCUGAUCCAACACCUGCACCAGAAUCGCCAACAUCUGAACAUGAUACUGAACCAUCAACUGACCCAGCACCUGCAACAGAAUUACCAACAUCUGAACUGGACCCUGAACCAUCCUCUGAACCAGCACCUCCACCAGAAUCCACAUCACCAGGGCAAGAUUCAGAACCAUCAUCUGAACCAGAGCCAGCACCAGAAUCGCCAACAUCUGGACAUGAUCCCGAACCAUCCUCUGAACCAGCACCUGCAACAGAAUUGCCAACAUCUGGGCAGGAUUCUGAGCCAACACCUGAAACAGAGCCUGCAAAUGAAUUACCAACAUCUGGACAGGAUCCUAAACCAUCCUCUGACCCAACAAAUUCACAAACAUCUGGGCAGGAUUCAGAACCAACACCUGAACCAGAUUUGCCAACAUCUGGACAUGAUGCUGAACCAGCAUCUGUUAAAGAAUCACCAACAUCUGGUGAAAGUUCUGAUCCAAUACCUGCACCAGAAUCGCCAACAUCUGAACAUGAUACUGAGCCAACACCUGACCCAGCACCUGCAACAAAAAAGAAUUACCAACAUCUGAAGUGGAUCCUGAACCACUACCUCCAGCAGAAUCCACCACAUCAGGGCAAGAUUCAGAACCAUCAUCUGAACCAGAGCCUGCAACUGAAUUACCAAAAUCUGGACAUGAUCCUGAACCAUCGUCUGAACCAACAUCUGUUACAGAACCACCCACAUCUGGGCAGGAUUCUGAACCAACACCUGAACCAGAACCUGAUUCUGAGCCAACACCUGAACCAGAGCCUGCAACACAAUUACCAACAUCUGGACAGGAUCCUAAAUCAUCCUCUGAACCAGCACCUCCACCACAAUCUACAACAUCAGGGGAAGAUUCAGAACCAUCAUCUGAACCAGAGCCAGCACCAGAAUCGCCAACAUCUGGACAUGAUCCUAAACCAGCACCUGCAACAGAUUCACCAACAUCUGGACAGAAUUCUGAACCAACACCAGAGCCAGUACCAGCAUCGCAAACAUCUGGACAGGAUCCUAAACCAGCACCUGCAACAGAUUCACCAACAACUGGGCAGGAUUCUAAACUAA